AUGAGAACGGCUCUACUAUUAAGCUUAGGCCUAGUGGCUGCGGUAGACCCUUCGCCGGUCAACGAAGAGGUUUCGUUAGAGGAAAGAUUCGAGGACGUCUCCACGUAUGACUUUGACUUGGACUCGAUCUCGUAUCUCAGUCACAUUGCUGUGGAAAAGGCAGUUGAUUGGUUGGAGUCACACGAUAUUAGCAGCAUUUCGGAAUGUUUCGAGUACUACAAUGAACACCGGCUAGACCCCGGAACACUAGAAAUAGCGGUGAGCACCGGGCAUGAGUGGUACAAGUCGUCUGACUUUUUUAGACAGGGUAUAGAUUUGGUUGCUGAGCUUAUGGAGAAGUCGAGGGACUCCCAGAAGCUCCAAUGGUGGAAGCACGGCCUAGUCCAGAGUCUAAUACGCUUGGGUACUGUGGAUUUGUUUGAGGAGCUAUUGAGAGACAACUUUGGGGUACAUUUUGAAAAGCUAGCCGAUAUCUACAAGGACAUGCAAGUGCAGUUGCACUCUAUUGAUGUUGUUGGCGGCGUUGUCGACGCUCCUCAUGGUAACAGUCUGAGAGCUCCGAAGGAAUUCCCAUGGGGUGGUCCAAACCAGGGCAGUGGCUCCUCGCAGGGUGACAGCCCAUCGUCGCCAUGGGAUCUGCCAAAAGAGCCGCCUACUGUUAGAUCCAAAGCUCCCGCAGGCAAUGGUGAGAAGACCGAAGGAAACCCGCUCGAUUACGCCAAUCCAAAGAAAGCCACUGCUGAAUUCAACUUCCCCAAGUUUAAGAAGCCAAAGGAUGAUGAGAAGAAAGAUGGCGACAAGAAGGAUGACAAGAAGGAUGACAAGUCCGACAACAAGGAUGACAAGAAGGAUGACAAGUCCGACAGCAAGGAUGACAAGAAGGAUGACAAGUCCGGCAAGAAAGACGACAAGCCUGACAACAAGCCUGACAACAAGGAUGACAACAAGCCUGACAAGAAGGGGGACAACAAGCCUGACAAGAAGGGGGACAACAAGCCUGAUAAGAAGGACGACAAGUCCGACAACAAUGAUGCCAAGAAGGAUGGCAAGAAAGGUGAAAAGUCUGACAGGAAGGAUGAAAACAAGGAUGACAAUUCCGACAAGAAGGAUGACAAGAAGGAUGGCAAGUCUGACAGGAAGGAUGAAAACAAGGAUGACAACUCCGACCAGAAGGAUGGCAAGAAGGAUGGCAAGUCUGACAAUAAGGAUGAGAAGAGCGAUGACAAGUCUGACAAUAAGGAUGAGAAGAAUGACAAGUCUGACAAGAAAGAUGAAAACAAGGACGACAAUUCCGACAAGAAAGAUGAGAAGAGGGAUGACAAUUCCGACCAGAAGGAUGAGAAGAGGGAUGACAAGUCUGGCAAAAAGGAUGGCAAGAGGGAUGAGAAGAGGGAUGACAAGUCUGACAAGAAGGAUGAGAAGAGGGAUGACAAUUCCGACAAGAAGGAUGAGAAGAGGGAUGACAAGUCUGACAAGAAGGAUGAGAAGAGGGAUGACAAUUCCGACAAGAAGGAUGAGAAGAGGGAUGACAAGUCUGACAAGAAGGAUGAGAAGAAUGACAAGUCCGACAAGAAGGAUGGCAAUGAUGACAAGAAGGAUGAGAAGAAUGACAAGUCCGACAAGAAGGAUGGCAAUGAUGACAAGAAGGACGACGAGAAGGAUUGUGACAAGAAGGAUGGGGACCAGAAGGACGACAAGCAUGACGACAAGCAUGACGACAAGCAUGACGACAAGCAUGACGACAAGCAUGACGACAAGCAUGACGACAAGAAAAAGAAUAAGGACAAGAACGAUUCCGAUAAGAAGAAGAAAGGUGGUAAGCAUGACGAGAAACAUGACGACGAGAAGAAGGAUGAGGACAAACAUGAAGACGAGAAGGAAGAAAAGAAGGAAGACAAGUCCGACAAGAAGGAAGACAAGAGGGACGACAAGUCUGACAAGAAGGAAGAUAAGAGGGACGACAAGUCUGACAAGAAAGAAGACAAGAGGGACGACAAGAAGGACGAGAGGGAUGACAAGUCCGACAGGAAGGAAGACAAGAGGGACGACAAGUCUGGCAAGAAGGGCGACAAGUCUGACAAGGACGACAAGUCGGACGAGAAGGAUAAGAAUGAAUGCGGCAGGUUCAGAAAGUGCAGGCCAAUUGAGAAACCAGAUGAAUCUAAAGAAACCAAUCCAAAGGACGACAACUCCAAAGGCAAGAAACAGGAAGACCAGAAGUCAAAGGAUGGAAAGAACAAGGACGGAAAACCAUCCGACGACGACAAGACUGAAGAAAAGCCAGACAAGUCGAAGGGAUGGACCAAGCCGUGCGACAGGUGGAAGAAAAACAAGCCUAAGGACGGAGACAAUUCUGGAAAGCCAAAGGAGCAGAACCCUAACGAUGAGAAGGACAAGGAUUCUGGAAAGAAAGGCGACGAAAAGUCUAAACCUUGCGACGAGCCAAAAGUGCAGCCUAUCGAAGACGAGAAGGACGACAAGAAUUCGAAGGGCCCCAAGGACUCCAAGGACUCCAAGGACUCCAAGGACUCCAUUAACGCAGUGAAGGCCACCGCCCUUCCUAGGGGCAAGCCGCUACGCGACCCCGCGCUAGCCGACAGAUUGAAGAACGCCCACUUGAGGAGCAGCGCGCUUCCCAAAUCCCAGAUCCUAGACCCAAAAUUCCCAGUUGAGCCCACCCAGAAGCCCGUGCCAUCUGCCUCCCUAGUGCCUAAGGAGUCCCUUGUCGUGCUGCCUAAGCCUCCGGCCACCUUGGUUUCCCCAGCAGAGCCUCCAAGCUCAACUGCACAGCCGCUAGAAACCUCCGAGCCGGCAAAGCCCGCCGAACAGGCCCCACGCAGCACCCACAAGAUGUCUUCGAUUUUCAUUCCUCGCUUCAAGGGCUUCUCCAAGUUUCUCCACGCUCCAAAUCAGGCUGUUCUCAACGGCCAGGAGGCCCCUCCUGCUGCGCCGGAACCCGCGCCAGAAGCCGCGCCAGAAGCCGCGCCAGAAGCCGGCAACCCGGAUGCAGACCCUGCAGCCUCUGCUAGCCCAGUCGACGGCACACAGGCGUCCUCCAUCGUGCGCUACACCCGCACAGCGGCCGCAGGCUCCUCCGCCGCGUCCUCCGACCUGUCCGACGCCGCCAGCACCUUGCUAGCGCGCAGACCGGGCUACGUCACCUUUGAUGGCACCUUCCCCACCGGAAAACGUCUAGAGAAGUACUACAGCAACCACACCAACGGCUCCUCGUUCAUCAUCGACACCAAUGUGUCGAAUGUGGCCACCAAUCUCCACCCGUGGUCUUUUGUCGGCGCUGUGAUCGUCUUGGUCAGCAGUGCCUUACUCUUUUGA
Eremothecium gossypii ATCC 10895 is the source of this 3333-nucleotide messenger RNA. Its product is annotated as ABR064Wp. NCBI's taxonomy places the organism in Eukaryota, Fungi, Ascomycota, Saccharomycetes, Saccharomycetales, Saccharomycetaceae. The coding region runs from base 1 to 3333 and encodes 1110 amino acids. The record is from RefSeq and is marked provisional. The transcript has a single exon.